Carassius carassius (crucian carp) is the source of this 2182-nucleotide messenger RNA. RefSeq names its product RNA polymerase II associated protein 3 (gene rpap3). Gene Ontology annotation, molecular function: protein binding. The record is from RefSeq and is a predicted model, not a curated record. NCBI's taxonomy places the organism in Eukaryota, Metazoa, Chordata, Actinopteri, Cypriniformes, Cyprinidae. The transcript has 17 exons. The coding region runs from base 223 to 1998 and encodes 591 amino acids.
CUGCUCUUGGGGGUGAAGUUGUUUCUGUCGCAGAUACAGAGAAUAUUCUAGAAUUACAGACGGGCGAGAUUUCAUUUCAACAAGUAACUUAACGUUAUUUAUUUCGCGAAAUCUCUGAUUAAUCUGUAGUUCGCGGGCUUUUUCAGGGUCACUUUGUUGUCGGUUUAACUUUCGAAGAGUUACCAUGGUAACCGUAGCCUCCCGCCAGUGAAUCUGCAGAAGAUGUCGGGAAAUAAAGCGGUGGAGCUGCAGAUCCAGAUGCGACAGAACGCAGAAGAUCUGCAGAACUUCCUGAAGGAGCUGAACAACUGGGAGGAAGAAGUCAAGGAGAAAGACCAGCAGCUUCGCUCCGGAGACAUCAGCGAGCCGCCGAAAACUCUCCCGCCGGUGAGGAACAGAGAUUAUAAGAAGACGAAGAAGAGCAUGAAGCGGCGGACCGACGGCGGUCUGAAAGAGCAAAGGGAGACGCAGCGCAUAAAAUCCUACGAUUAUCAGGCCUGGGACAAGUUCGAUGUGGAGAAGGCGCUGGACGCCGAGGAGAGCCCGGUCCACUCCAACGAGUCGGACUCUGAAGGGCCUGCGGUGGACAGAGAUCUAGCGCUGACCGAGAAAGAGAAGGGGAAUGAGUUCUUCCGGGUCGGCCAGUACGACAGCGCCACCGAGUGUUACACCCGAGGAAUGGACGCGGAUCCGUACAACCCUGUCCUGCCCACCAACAGAGCGGCCUGCUUCUACAGACUCAAGAAGUUCGCCGUGGCGGAGUCCGACUGUAAUUUGGCCAUCGCUCUGGACGGGAAAUACACCAAAGCGUACAUCAGGAGAGCGGCGGCACGCGUGGCACUCAACAAACACCAGGACGCUCUCCAAGAUUACGAGAUGGUUCUCCAGCUGGAUCCUGGAAGCGUGGAGGCCCAGACGGAGAUCCAGAAGCUCCAGCAGGUGCUGGGAUCCAGCGGACGGACGGCGGAGAAGAGCGAGAGCCAUGCAGAGCCGUCACAACACACACAGGAACAGCAGAGGAAACAGGAAGCAGUCGUGCAGAAGGACAGAGGAAAUGCUUACUUUAAAGAAGGAAAGUACGAGAUGGCGGUGGAGUGUUACUCCAGAGGAAUGGAGGCUGAUGGGACGAACGCACUGCUGCCCGCCAACAGAGCCAUGGCCUUCCUCAAACUCCACAGGUUCAGCGAGGCCGAGCAGGACUGUAACACGGCUCUCGCUCUGGACGCCUCGUACGCCAAAGCCUUCGCCCGACGAGCCACAGCCCGAGCCGCUCAAGGCAGGAUCCGAGAGGCCACAGACGACUUCCAGCACGUCCUGAAGCUGGAGCCGGGAAACAAACAGGCCAUGAGCGAGAUCCAGAAACUCUCCGAGGAGAUGAGGAGCAGCGGUCUACUGGCUCCAGAGGAGAACAAACAGAAGAGAAGCAUCCAGCACAUCCACAAACCUGAACAUCUCCGAUCCACCAAACCCUUGAGGAGGAUCGAGAUCCAGGAGGUGGGUGGAGAGAUCUCACCGUCCACGUCUUCACCGCUUCACAAGACCCAGAAGACGGAGGAGGUCUCGGACGCUCCGGUGUCCCAGAAGAUGGAGGUGGUCUCGGACGUGUCCAGGGCCGAUGCUGAAUCGAUUCCUCCUCCUCCCAGCAACAGUUUCCAGCUGGAGGCCGAUCUCAGGAAGAUCAGACGUCACCCACAAUCCACUUACAGCUAUCUGAAGCAAAUCAGUCCAGACGCUUAUCUGAAGGUCUUCCAGAACUCUCUGGAGCCUGAUGUUCUCAACCACAUCCUCAGGACCUUCCACGGCUGCUUUCAACCUGGAGAUGCGUCUCUCCUGCUGGCCGUCCUGAGGAGCCUGGCGAGCGUGAGGAGGUUUGACAUGAGCGUCAUGUUCAUGUCGUCCGCCGAGAAGAAAAUCUUACAGGAGCUGUUCGACUGGAUUCACCGCGCUGGAGCGGGAGACGCUUCUGAGCAAGACUUACAGAAGAAAUACGGCCUUUGACCUCUGUUUGGACUGAAAACUGGAGCUCGGUCAUCAGUAUGAGGUGAAACCGAACUGGAAACAUCAUCGCUUCAGUGUGAAUGAAUCCGAUCUCAGAAAAGACGCUUGGUGCCUUUAAACUCUGCUUGAUUUGGUUCCUGCAUGAGUGUGUCUCCGGUGCAGAUGAGCAGAACUACAGAUUAUA